This is a messenger RNA of Cryptococcus wingfieldii CBS 7118, 447 nucleotides long. RefSeq lists its product as hypothetical. The record is from RefSeq and is a predicted model, not a curated record. The transcript has a single exon. Lineage: Eukaryota; Fungi; Basidiomycota; Tremellomycetes; Tremellales; Cryptococcaceae. The coding region runs from base 1 to 447 and encodes 148 amino acids.
AUGGCUGGCUCCAAGUAUGAGUCUCGCUCGAGUUACCAUAAAGGCGGUACCAGCGCCUCGAGCACAUACAAUCACGAUGGAAGCGUCUCCAUUGCUCCCUCCGAGACGCCUAGUCAACUCGACCAAACUACUACUGCUGGCGCCUCUCGAAUGACGAGAUCGGAAUACAUCGCCCAGCACAGAAGGUUGAAACAGGCACGUCGUGAACAAGAGGAGCUGGACAAGGACCCAACGUUCAAACCUGAUCGAUCUGCACUCUCGUCGGGGAUUCCUAUGGCGACCUUGAAGCAAGCACCGCGUCUAUACGCGAAAGCCAAGACCGAGGAUGCGGAAGCCGUACGCGAGAAGCUUGAAAGGGGCGGGUGGACCAUUAUGACUACAGACAACGAAGCGGAGGAUGGCUACACGACGUUCUCGUAUGUGGAUACACCAUUCCUCAUAGACUGA